AUGAUUAUCCACUGUUUUCUGAUCUCAUUGGUGUUGUUGCAAACGUCAUCUCAGGUACUAGAACUAAUACCAGGAAAGGUGCAUGGAUUCGACUAUCGUAUGAAAAAUGAUGACCUAGCUGAGAAACCCAAGCCAGUCACUCCAUGGAGAGACAUGGUCCGUGACAGCACAUCAUUUGGUUUUGCGUGUCACCAAAUACUACCAGAUGUUGGCUUCAAAAAAGUUCCGACAAGCGAAGAUUGCCUUACUCUGAACAUCAUUCGGCUGAAAAAGGAGCCUCCUUCAACGGGUUUUCCUGUAAUGUUUUGGAUUCAUGGCGGCGGAUAUCAGUUUGGUUCUGCACAUGGUUACGGGUACAAAGGCUUUGCUGACAUUUACAUCCCGAACUAUAUUAUUGUUGUGACAAUACAAUAUCGAUUAGGGGUAUACGGUAAAGGUCACACUGGUCUUGCACCUUAG
This is a messenger RNA of Cylicocyclus nassatus, 459 nucleotides long. The record is from the annotation of a GenBank genome assembly. Lineage: Eukaryota; Metazoa; Nematoda; Chromadorea; Rhabditida; Strongylidae.